Molecule: messenger RNA, 5822 nt
Organism: Coregonus clupeaformis (lake whitefish)
Lineage: Eukaryota; Metazoa; Chordata; Actinopteri; Salmoniformes; Salmonidae
Product: potassium voltage-gated channel subfamily KQT member 5
Exons: 16
Coding region: 223-3471 (1082 amino acids)
Biological process (GO): transmembrane transport; potassium ion transport
Cellular component (GO): membrane
Molecular function (GO): voltage-gated potassium channel activity
Source: RefSeq, a predicted model, not a curated record
GUGCAUGUGGAGUGCUGAUGGUUGACAGGGCGAAAGAGGGCGGUCAAAACACAGACGCGGUAAACAGCGUGCCUUGGCUAUGGUUUCAUAUCUAACUCCAAGGAGCUGGAAUACUUAAUUUGCUGUUAAUUCAGAGAGCUCCUCAUCUACACCUCAAAGACAGCCACGCAUGCCCCAGAGGACCUUUGCACAGCAGCACUUCAUGCCCGCCCUGGUGAUGCCAUGCCCCGCAAUCACAGCGGAGAUGAAGGCGGUAGGGGGCUCUGGAUGAAAACCUCUCCCGGCCACCGCGCCGAGGGCUAUGACUUGAAAGAUGUGGAGUCCGGCGGAAGGAUGAUGAACAACGCCAGUGCUGGGGACGGUUUGCUGUCGGCCUCCAGCGCUACAGGUGCCGGGGGUUCGGAGAGCCUGAGGGGAAACAAGGGAGCCCGGCUCAGCCUGCUGGGAAAGCCGCUGAUAUACAGCGCUCAGAGCGGCCGGAGAAACGUCCGUUACCGAAGGCUGCAAAACUUGCUGUACAACGUGCUGGAGAGACCACGAGCCUGGGCGUUCAUCUACCAUGCGUUUGUGUUCGUCCUGGUCUUUGGUUGCUUGGUCCUGUCUGUGUUCUCCACCAUUCCAGCUCACCAGGACUUCUCUUCCGACUGUCUGUUGAUCCUGGAGUUUGUGAUGAUCGUGGUGUUUGGGCUGGAGUACAUCCUCAGGAUCUGGUCGGCCGGCUGCUGCUGUCGCUACAGAGGAUGGCAGGGUCGCCUCCGUUUCGCCCGGAAGCCGUUCUGUGUCAUUGACAUCAUCGUACUGAUAGCCUCCAUAGCGGUGGUGUCGGCAGGAAGCCAGGGUAACAUCUUCGCAACGUCCGCACUGCGUAGCCUCCGCUUCCUGCAGAUCCUGCGUAUGGUGCGCAUGGAUCGGCGCGGGGGCACCUGGAAACUGCUGGGAUCAGUGGUGUACGCACACAGCAAGGAGCUGGUGACGGCCUGGUACAUUGGCUUCCUGGUCCUGAUCUUCUCCUCCUUUCUGGUCUACCUUGUGGAGAACAAGUUCAACAGCGAGUUUGCCACCUAUGCUGAUGCCCUAUGGUGGGGAACGAUCACCUUGACAACCAUUGGUUACGGGGACAAGACCCCAAAGACAUGGACCGGCCGCAUGCUCUCGGCUGGCUUUGCACUAUUGGGUAUCUCUUUCUUUGCCCUGCCAGCGGGUAUACUGGGCUCAGGCUUUGCCCUGAAGGUCCAGGAGCAGCACAGACAGAAGCACUUUGAGAAGAGGAGGAACCCAGCCGCUUGUCUCAUCCAGUGUGUUUGGCGUAGUUAUGCGGCUGAUGAGAACUCGGUUUCCAUUGCUACCUGGAAGCCUCAUUUGAAGGCGUUGCAUACCUGCAGCCCUACAAAGAAGGACCAGGGUGAAUCGUCCACAAGUAAGGUUCUCAGUAGUAAGCAGAAGCUACUGAGGAGGUGUACCCUACGGAAUCAUGCUAGCCAGAAGCUGAGUUUCAAAGACCGGGUCCGGAUGGCGAGCCCCAGGGGGCAGAGUAUCAAGAGCCGGCAGACAUCGAUGAGCGACCGGCGGUCCCCAGGGACUGAGGCUGGGGGUACGGAGGGCACCAGCCCUGCCAAGGUCCAGAAGAGCUGGAGCUUCAAUGACCGCACCCGCUUCAGACCCUCCCUCCGCCUCAAGAGCCAAUCACGCUCCACUGCCGAUGCUGACUCAAACAUGACCACUGAGGAUGGGUUUGGUGAUGACAAGGGCUGUCACUGUGAGAUCUCUGUGGAGGACCUGCUGCCUUCCGUCAAGUCUGUCAUCCGAGCCGUCAGGAUAAUGAAGUUCCACGUGGCCAAGAAGAAGUUUAAGGAGACGUUGCGACCAUACGAUGUGAAGGACGUCAUAGAGCAGUACUCCGCCGGACACCUGGACAUGCUGUGUCGCAUCAAGAGUCUGCAGACACGGCUGGACAUGAUAGUGGGGCCCCAGCCCCUGAGCAGCCGAGCCAAGACCUUUUCCUCUCCCUCCCUGCCCAUGUAUUACAGCCAGGGCAGAAAGAACUCCAUGCAGGGAGUGGACCAGAUCCUGGGUAAAGGCCAGAUUCCUCUGGAUAAGAAGAUCAGGGACAAGCUGCUGUCUGAUGGAGACCUGAUGGAGGACAUGAGUAUGCUGGGACGCGUCUGCAAAGUGGAACGGCAGGUCCAGUCUAUUGAGUCGAAGCUAGACUCCCUAUUGGACAUCUACCGGCAUGUGUUACGUAAAGGCUCCUCGUCUGCCCUCACACUCUCCUCCUUGCCCCUGUUCGAGCUGGAGCAGACCUCAGACUACCAGAACUCUAUCCUCUCCAAGGACCACUCCACCUGCUCUACACAGGUCAGCAGCACCGGAGGUGGGAUAGGGGGCCAGGGGGGGUGUGUGACCCGCUCCUCCACCAAUGCUUCAAACCUGUCCCGGGGUCUUCACCUUAUCCUGGCACCACCCACCGAGCUCAGCCUCAACACCAGUACCACCUCACCUUCCACCGGGGGGCCCCCGGCCUCCUCGUUCAGUCCGUCGCCCCUUCCUCAACACCACCACCACCAUCAUCAUCAUACCCUGCCGGAAGGUGGAGAACCAGUCCAUAGGGGAAGUUCUUCUCACUCACCUCCUAUUCUUACUCCUAAUUGUGUUUCUGGGAGUGGGGGGUUUCCUACUCUGGCCAGGCCCCCACCGCCUCCUCCCGAGCCCAGCCGGACAGUGGGUCACUCCAGGCCGGAGAGGGAGGUGGAGGUGGGGGACUUCUGUGGAAGCCCGGAGGAGAGGGAGGACGGUGGUGUGCUAGGCCCAGGACAAGGCCUCAGACUGGGGAGGCUGGGGCAGCCAAGAGGGGGGUCCAGUGGGAACAGCAACAGCCGGCCCUGCAAUGCCAAAGAAGAGGGCUCCUGGAGGAGAAACACAAGCCUGGAGAUGGAGCCCCUGGUACCCCUCUCUUCUGCCCUGGGAGGAGGAGGCCGCUGCUCCUCCGGCUCCAACCCCAGCCAGGUGGACCGAGGCAAGUCUAUGUCCAUCCAGGACCUGGUGCAGGGGGGGACUACCACCUCCAGUGCCCUGGAGAGCCACCACCAUCCUAGCCUCAGCCUCUCGUCCCCCAGCCCCUGCAGCAGCGGCUCCCCCACAGGCUCCCACAGCAGUCAGGACCCCGGUGGAGGGGGCGGCGGGGGCGGCUGGGGGGAGGAGGACCUCUUUAUCAGCGACAGGGACGUGGACGCCCUCCCUCUCCCCCCUGAGACUCGGGGCGGAGCCUUUGGUUUUGACUUCCUGUCCCAUGGAACAGCCGACGCCACCUCUUACUCUUCAGAUCUACUGAGGACAGGGCCGGGACUUGGGGCGGGGUUAGGUGCUCUGGCGGGGUCCAAUAGGAGCCUGGCAAGCGGGAGCGGGAACACAUCGACACCCCCCUCAGUCGGGAGCACAGAGUCCCUGAGCAUGCCGCACGUACGGCUAAAAUAAGACACACCCCGUGUCAGAUGGACCAAUCAAAAAGACUCACCUUACAGAGAUGCUCUUUAUUCUAUUUUGGGAGGGGGAGGGGGAGGGGGAACAGGGAGGGGACUAUAAUGGUUAUUUCUGUUUAUUUUUAUGUUGAUUCAUUUGAUAAGAAGCAUAGUAUUUUUCAUACAUGUCGACCAUACAUCAACAUAUCAUUGCAUGAAUUAUUCUUUUUAAAAGUACGUUUGAAGAAAACAAAACAAAGAAAAUAAAGGUUUUAAGAGAGGGAGAGGUGUAUUAAAAAGAGACUUUGAUAUAUAAAAAGAAACAAGCAAAACUUGAUCCUGAAAGACAGUGAUCUGUGAUCUCGACACUGCAUGAGCACUGCAUGUUUUCAGUCCAAAGUUCAUGGUAUUUACAACUUACCCAUAAGUCUUCAUUCAUUAACACAGGAAGUUGUUGACGCGUAUAGGACUUAUCGCAAAACCCUUCUAGAAAACUCUUCCUUCAUUUGAAUACACAAUCAUGUACAGUGACAGUUAAAGUGUGGGGCAUCCUAACUUAUAAGACUAUAGCAUAUAGGGCAAGUUAAAUGAUUACAUGAAACCAAUAUCAUACUGUUAUCCAAAGCUUUUUGAAAUGAAUGUUGCCUCAACACGACCAAGUUUUCACCCACGUCAGUUCCCUAUAAUAGUUUCUCAAUUGAGAGACUAUUGUGGACAUACAAUGGUACAAAACACACCUCAUUGUAAAGAUAGGCUUGCCAAGUCCACUAGUUUGAGGUCAAUUAAAUUCUGCCAACAGGUCACACACACACACCAAUAGCAUACAUACUGUAUAACCAUUGUACACAAGCUGCUACACAUAGAGUCCCGGGAAAGGAAUAGCUGCUAAAACAGGAGAGGAAUAGCUGCUAAAACCAUAGAAAUUGAAUUACUAGAAUACGGUCCACCCGUCAUGACACAGUUGAAUGGGGAUGCCCGUUCUAGUAAUGAUAUUUCUAUGCCUAAAACACAGUUCAAUUAUGCAGCCUGUGGGGUUUUCUCCCCGACGACCAAGGGAUCCACAUUCUGAAUGGGAUUUCUUGAGAUACCUGUGUCUCUUCUCAUUGGAAUUUGUACUUUUUUGUCACUUCUAACACACAAGAGCAAAUCACGAUGAAGGGAGAAAAAUGUGCAAAAAUAUAUUUUGUUAUCCGAGUAAGUGACCCUCUUUUAAUGAAAUGUAGAUACUUGCAGUCUUACAGUACAUGGUUUCAGUCAAAAUCACACUCACCGGCUGUAAUUCUUUUAAUAAUUUAUAGUUUUGGAUGCUUAUUCAAUUGCUUAAACUGAAGUUGACAUGCUGUAGAAUGUAUAUAAUGUUAUGUUAAUAAUCUGUAAGUUAUAUUUUGCACACAAUGGCAAGCAGUGUGAGUGACAUCAUGGCUAAUGCUAACAACAAUUAGACCUUUUGACUUAAAGGGAUAAGUCACCCAAAUCACAAAAUUACGUAUUGUUUUUCUUACCCUUCAAGCAGUCUUUGGACAAGGAGAGAUGGCAAUGAGGGACAGCGAGUUAUUUACAGGGUACCAAAAUUAAAAUGUAAUUUGGUAAUUUGGGUGGACUAUCCCUUUAAAUGAUACAGAUUCAGGUACAACAGGGACAUGUUCAAUAGGGCACAAUGUAGCAAAACAUUUUGAAACGGAAUGCAAAAAUAACUCAUUGGACACGCUCAGCCUCAGGUUCUAGGCUACCUCAUCGGUUUCAAAAUGUUUUGUAACAUUCCGUGCCUACUGAACAUGAUCCAGGUAAGGACUCUUGGAUGUUUCACCAAGGGGGAUGUUUCAAAGGAGCGAAACCAAUUCUAAACAACAUUAAAUACAGUAUGAAAUUGUUCUGUACGCUACAUCUAAAGCCCCAGUACACAUACCAUUGAAAACAGAAACAUUAGCAGAAACUUUUAUGGUCGAUUAAAUCCUUAUUGAAGGCUUUACCAGAAUAUGUGAAGUAUAUAAAACGUGCAGUACAUAAUAUGGUGCCUUUCUUAGUGAUAUACUGUCCAUUUCAACAUGUUCAUUUGCACCCAAUUGUUGGCCUUUUGUGCUGAAAUGGUCGCACAUCCUUGAUUUUUGUUUCGUCCCUUGUAAAAAAAAAUAUAUAUAUCUGAUUUGGGCAUUAUUUAUCCACAGACAGACCAUGUAUUACCACGUGAAACUGGCCUUUGGAAAUGUCAUUAGUGUCUCAAACGAUCGCUAUCCUAAUUUAUUUAAAUUAUGUACACAUACCUAUACGAUAGUAAUAAUUUCAGUUAGCUCCAUCAAGCCUGUAACGUCAUGAAAAAUGCUAAAGGAACUUUUAUUGUCAUACAGCAAUAAAAAAAAGGAAAUUCAA